UCAUUCCCAUUUGGUCAUAGUUAAUGAGAGUAGACCAAAGGGAGUGAGUAGUUAAAGCGCCCAAUGGGAGUGUGACAUUUCAAAAGUUGGGUUAGUGAUAAAAUUAUAAAUUAAACCAAACGAGACUUUUCUAAAUGACUUGUGCACAAUGGGCAAACACUGGUGCUAUUUCUUGUUCAUGCUAUGGUUCUCGUACUUGAUAGUCUCGUCAAUUUUGCUCUUUUCGCGCGGAUUCCUCCUCUCCAAAAAUGCCCAAACAACCAACUCCACUUGCCUCUCCCUGUCCGAGAUCCCGUGCAUUCACAAGGAAUCGACGACUUUAAGUGCCCACGAACAGCAAUGCAGUGCCGACACCAAACUAUCCUAUGUUUUUCAAAACAUAAACAGCGCUUCGGAUAUUUGCUUGCCCCAAAGAGCGCGCGUUGUCUUCGUGAUAAUCGACGCUCUGCGGUACGACUUUGCACUCUAUGACGAGAAUUUAAAAAACCCUCUGCCGUUCCAAAACAAGCUGCCGGUUAUAAACGAGUUGCUGAAGCAACAACCGGACAAUUCGCGGCUGUAUAAGUUCAUAGCGGACCCCCCGACCACCACAAUGCAAAGACUGAAAGCUCUAACGACGGGAAGUCUUCCAACUUUUAUCGACGCCGGCUCCAAUUUUGCCACGAAUGAAAUCAACGAGGAUAAUAUCAUUGACCAAUUGUUGAGGCACAACUUGAGCACGGUCUUGAUCGGCGACGACACUUGGGACGGCCUCUACCCUAACAGAUUUCUCAGGAAAUACCCCUAUCCCUCUUUCGAUGUCUGGGAUUUGGACACAGUUGACGACGGAGUCAAUUUCCACCUUUACCCCGAAUUGGCAAAAAAUGAUUGGAGUUUUCUGAUCGCACAUUACUUGGGGGUGGACCACUGUGGCCAUCGCUACGGCCCCAACCAUUCGGAGAUGGAGCGCAAAUUGACAGAAAUGAACACCGUGAUUGCGAGCAUUGUGGAGCGACUAGACCCCAGCACAAUGCUGUUCGUGAUCGGCGACCACGGAAUGACCGAAACCGGCAACCACGGGGGCGACGCCGACGACGAAGUCACCUCAGCCCUCUUCGUGUACUCCCACACCCAACUCUCCUCCCUCCACGCCUCCGCCACCGUCCGCCAAGUCAGCCUUGUCCCAACCCUUGCCUCAAUUUUCGGCGUUUCGAUCCCGUUCUCAAACCUCGGAACGGUAAUCCUGGACGCCCUUCCGCUCCUCAACAACUCACAAGUGCCCGAAUGGCAAUGGUCCCUCUUCCACCUAUGGGCAAAUGCCCAACAAAUGCUCACCUACAUCGACCACUACGCCAAAUCGGCCCCGGAAACCUUCAGCGACUCAACUUUGCAAAGCCUGCGCGAGAACUACGCCCUCCUGAACAGCAAACUCUUCCACGUCAGUGACCAACCCUCCUUUGCGACUUUCACAGAGGAGUGUUUGGUUUUUUUGGGGAAAUUGCGCGAAACUUGCGAGCAAGUCUGGGUCCAGUUCGAUUCGUUUUCGAUGACUCGUGGAUUGUUGUUCCUGUUCCUGUCCAUGUUUUUCGUCUAUGUGAUCACUGACGGGAUUCCCAGCAACCGCCUCCCGGAGAUUUUCAUGAGUUCGUUCCUCACUUGUUCUUAUUUUGUUUUGUUAGUUGCGGUUUGCGUCUCGAUUGUUUUGUACCACUUUUCCUACGUUUCAAGUCUCACAUCCACGAUUUUUUUCUCAACCGGACUGGUCUCCCAGUUCAUGCUAGGCAUGCUGGUGAUUCAAAACUGGGAGUUGAUCAGUCUCAACUGGUACGAUCGGAGCAAGAAAGAACGUAUCCCGAAUCUAAUCUGCCGGCUGGUGCUCGUUUUCCACUUGUGUGGCCUUUUUUCCAACAGUUUUGUCGUUGAGGAGUCGUCCGUUUUGCUGUUUCUCCUAACCACGGUUAUUUUGAUUGGGAGUUUGAGCGUCGGUCAGGGAGAAACAAAGAAAAAAAUCCCGAGACCGAAGUUGCGAUUGUUGUUAAUUGCGUUCGGGAUGUUGGUGCUUGUGCGCAUUUCCAUGUAUUUCUGGCGCUGUCGCGACCGUUUAGAGCAACCCUGGUGUUACGAAACGUACAAUUCGUUCACCUCUAAAGCCGAAACGACCAAACUCCAGUGGAUCACCACUCUCAUAACCUUGGCCCUGUUUGUCACAACCACCAAAGUUUGGCUGCGAAAUUGUGGCAACUUGAACGGUUACAACUUCACGGUGAUUGUGCUAAAGUACGCGCCCACGGUUCUGGUCGUGUGCACGAGCGGUUUCUGGGUCUUGAACCGGCUCCCGGGUGAUCCGAAGAACAAGGCGAUCCGGCCCUGGCAGGCGAAUGUUUUGGCUUGGACUGUUUAUGGUGUUUCGUUUGUUGGGAUUUUGGUCGUGGUUUUGAAGCCAUUGUGCGUUUACGUUUUACCGAAGGAAAAGACAGUCGAGGGGCAGAAUAUCAUCCCGCAUUUGUUCCACAAAGUGAAGAGGCUCUUCAAUGAAGAAAGCCGGGAUGAUGUCCCGAUUUUGUGCGGGCUGGGGACUGCCUACAGUGCCGUUUUUGUCUCGAUUGGGAUUUUUCUGACGCAUUUGUUCGCAUUGAUUCAUGGGGAUGGUGUUGCCCCGGCUACUGUUAUCAUGUUUCUGGCGUCGGCGUUUGUUCUGAUUAUUACGUCGAUUAUCCGGCUCGAGAAAGCCACAAUUAUGGAACAACUGUUCGAAAUUCCGAACAUGUCCCUCCUGGUGUGGGUGAUCCUCUCCCAGUAUUUCUUCUACGGAACGGGUCACCAGCCCUCCUUCCCCAACAUAAUCUGGGAGGCGGCCUUCGUGGGGACUUCGGGCGUAAUCAGCCACAACUACAUCCUCGGCAGUUUGAUAAUUCUGAACACGUUUUGUUCGCAAAUUUUGAUGGGAUUUUUGGUGCCUCUGCUGAUUAUAAUGCCGUUUACGGUCUCCGUCAUGUUACCAACUUCCAUUAAUCGGAAUAUCCUCGAACGGGAAAAUUUGCGAGGGGAGGUUUUGUUGUACGAACGCGAUGGGUUGAUGAUCACGGUCGCCUUCACCACCAUUUGCAAGUACAUGGUGUGCCACGGCAUUAGGGUUUUUGCGACCAUGUUGGCAGCCACGAUUCAUUGCAGGCACAUGAUGAUUUGGAAGAUUUUCGCGCCGAAAUUGAUUUUUGAAGCAAUUGGCAUGUUUGUGACUUUGGUUGUAGUUAAUUUGAGUUAUUUGGUGCUUCUGAGGAUUAACUUUAAAGUGGAUCAAUUGAUUGUGUCGCUGAAUAAAAGGUGCAGAUAGUAAAUUAUUUUUUUUGAGUGCGACAUUGGAAACAAAUUAAAGUGCUUGUUAUAGACGUUGUAUUAUAAUUUUGUAGCCACUAAAAAUGUGACAACGUAAUGUUAAUGACUCACUCAGGUUUGUUAUUUUUACUACAUGUAGACUUGUAAAUAGCAGCAAUAAUUGUCGACUUUUUUAUAAUACAAAGUGAUCAAAAAAGAGUGCUUCCGUUGGCAAGAGUAAUAGUACUUUAAUUUUUUGGGUGUUUGCAAUACUGCUGUGGUUUUUCCGUUAAUAAUUUGACCUAAACAACUUAAACAGUCAUUUUUGAUCACAUGGCACUUUAAUAAAAAUUAGUAGCAAAUAAAUUAAAAGCUUUAGGUUUGUGUACUGCUAAUAAUCUAGUCGAAAAAGGCAUUCAAGGAUAAAGUACUUGUUUAUCUGCUCGUUUUUUUUAGGUAAUACUGUUCUUCUUGUUUUUUUGAUAGUAUUAUUUUGAUGUUGAGAAUGUUUUGGAUAAAAAAUCCUUAAAGCUGUCGAAUUAUUUAUUUAUAUUUUUUGACAAUAAAAGUGUGUUUCUUA
Molecule: messenger RNA, 3871 nt
Organism: Tribolium castaneum (red flour beetle)
Lineage: Eukaryota; Metazoa; Arthropoda; Insecta; Coleoptera; Tenebrionidae
Gene: PIG-O
Product: Phosphatidylinositol glycan anchor biosynthesis class O
Exons: 5
Coding region: 149-3310 (1053 amino acids)
Biological process (GO): GPI anchor biosynthetic process
Cellular component (GO): endoplasmic reticulum membrane
Molecular function (GO): mannose-ethanolamine phosphotransferase activity
Source: RefSeq, a predicted model, not a curated record